AUGGUCAACUGCUGGACUCUAGGUGCUGAGGGCGUCUCGGCUGAGCUAGAGGAUGCAUCGUCGCGGCACAUGCCACAACGUCGUCAAAGACGCCUUUUUAAGACCUCAUGUAUUCCACGCGACAACAGCAUAGGUAUCCAUUCGCAGAAUGUCGCAGGAUUUCCCAAGAAUCCGGAACAUUGCGCAACUUGGUUCAGCCACUUCCGACAGAGCGAAGCCAGGGGAAUCAUCGAUUUGGUCCUUUUACAGGAAACGCGGGUCACUUUAGGUGAGGCAGCUCCUCUGGACAAGCUUUACAACUCCUCCUGGGGAUUCGUGCACAAACUCGGACGCUCGUUGUGGACCGAGUCCGAGUUCUCUCGUGGAGGUGUGGCUAUUUUAUUAAACCCAUACUCAACAAUUACGGAAAUGGUUCCGUGGUAUGAGGAUCAAUGGACACAGCAUUGGAUGGCUGUCCGGGUCUGUCUAAUGGGCGAAACAGUUCUUGUUGUAAACGUUAACGCCCCAAGUACCAAGACUGAAAGAGAGGCGCUGUUCUCGAGCCUUCUACUUAUUCUUCAGGGAUACGAAGGACCUAUGUUUGUUGGAGGGGACUUCAACUGUACUUUGGAGCCGCGACUUGACCGUUCUUUUGUCUCGCCGCCAGGAAGACAUGAUUCCUUGGCGCUUCGGCGGCUUCUCGGCCGAGUGCAGCUUAGCGAUGUUCUUGAUGGUGAUCUGGAGAUGGCCGAAGAAGAAAGAGAUGUACCGGCGUUUCAUGCGGCCUCUCACACUUAUUUCUACACUCUUCCGGGCGGUGGAUUGGCUAGUUCCCGACUGGAUCGGUGGUAUGUGAGCUCUCGCCAUGCUGAUUGGAUUCGUGGCGUUGCUUUGUCAGUUCCUGGUCCAGCAGCUGACCACAAUGGCAUCAGUAUCAGGAUUGGAGUGCCGCGUUAUGUGGUCCGUGUACGUAAGCCGAGGCACGUGUACCCUGUUCCAGGUUGUGCAAACACAGCCGCGCAUAAAGCAAUUGUUGCGGCCAUUAAGCUGGCACAGCUUAAAGCGGACGAGACUCUUUCUGUUCCGCCGUCGGACUACAUCACAGCCCGUAGAUUGGCCGACUGGUGGGAUGAAUGGAAGAUCAGGCUUCACAAAGUUCUUUUUUUUUGGCGACGACCAAGACCGCGCGUCAAGGUAUGA
Molecule: messenger RNA, 1179 nt
Organism: Peronospora matthiolae
Lineage: Eukaryota; Oomycota; Peronosporomycetes; Peronosporales; Peronosporaceae
Source: the annotation of a GenBank genome assembly